AUCGAGAGCAAUUGCGACUGCCAGCCAGUGUUGUUCUACGAGCUCCACCUGAUAUCCUCGUCGUCUCAAACUACCAGUUUCGAGCCUUAGCUUCUCGUCGUGCGGACUUGUGCGCCAAGCUGCUCGCGUCCUGGACUACCUGCAUUGGAGCCGUCUAGCCUCCUCUAUAUACUCGUGUCUCUGACUCCACUCAUCCCCUCCCUCUUCUCAUUCUGUUCGUUCGCUCUGUCGAAUUCGCCUCCCCUUCUCCUCCUGACCUGAAUUCCUCUGUCCUCCUCCAUUGUCCAGCUUUAGCCUCAGAAUCCUCAACGCCUGUCAAAUUCCUCCGCUCGAGCCGCGUCUGCCACUUCGUCCGUGGCCGCACUUGCCUUUCCCAAGUCAGAGAGUAAUCUAAUCAGACUCUGAGAUAAAUCACAAAAUCUCGUUCAAUCUCCAAAGACAGAACCAUUGUGAUGUGUUCCUGCGCCAUUUAGCGAUUCGAGCCAAGGGAUGGUUACCAAGAGAUCUGUCGGCGGGAUUCGGCGGGAAUCGAGUUAUUAGCAGGCUCCGCGAGUGAGUUCCUCCGAAAAAUCUCCGCUUAGUAGUAUUCGUCGUCCUCGGAACGACCGCGCUGAAAGCUUGUUCGAGGAGUUCGGUCCAAAAUGUUGGGUCUUAAGAGUGCUUCUGCAGCGUCGCUUGCAAGCAUCACCAAUCAAAGCACUGCAUUAGCCGGCGGUCAUGGGAACCUGUCGCAACAGAUCUCGCUCAAAGCUUCCGCCGCGCAGCACAGAGGUGGCAGGAAGAAUUCCAUGAGCGUCAAAUGCCAGAGCACUUCCAGCCUGCCUCCCCCUCCCGUAGACACGCACGUAACAGAGGCGUCUCCGUCCAGAAUCCAGAGGGCCGAGUUCCCGGCUCCGGACAGGGCUGCGCCUCAGAAAUCGGGCAAGCGUCGGAAUUUCUUCCAGCAGAUGGCCGCCUCCGCCCUGGACCACAUUGAGCGCACGGUCGUGCGGCACAUCGAGUCGCAAGUGCCUCUUCCUUCCACCGCGGAUCCUCGCGUGCAACUGGAGGGCAAUUUUUCGCCCGUGGAGGAAAGCCCCGUUCAGCACGAGCUCGAAGUGGUGGGCAAACUGCCGGCGAAUCUGCAGGGCGUAUAUAUGAGGAAUGGCGCGAAUCCGCGGUUCCAACCCGAGGGCGGCCACCAUUUUUUCGACGGGGAUGGCAUGAUUCAUGCAGUGCGGUUCAAAGACGGGAUUGUGAGUCACUGCUCGCGCUUCACGAAAACGUACCGCCUGCGCGUCGAGGAAGAAGAGGGGCAUCCGCUCUUCCCGAAAGCCAUCGGGGAGUUACACGGCCACGGCGGGGUGGCUCGUCUAGCCUUAUACUUUGCACGCAGCUUGGCCGGAAUCGUCGACUCGUCCCAAGGGAUGGGCGUCGCAAAUGCAGGACUCAUCUACCACAAUGGGCGCCUGCUCGCCAUGUCGGAGGACGAUCAGCCGUACCUGGUGCGCAUUAAGGAGGACGGCGAUCUGGAGACCGUGAGAAAGUUCGACUUCGACGGCCAGCAUCACAAAUCGAUGAUUGCGCACCCGAAGAUCGACCCGGCCACGGGAGAAAUGUUCGCGCUGAGCUACAAUCCGCUCAUGCCGCCGCAUCUCUACUGCUUCCGGGUCGGCCCGGACGGGAAGAAGGCGCCCGAAGUGGCCAUCACGCUGCCGGAGGCGACGAUGAUGCACGAUUUCGCCAUCACCAAGCGCUUCGUGGUGAUCCCGGACCAGCAGGUGGUGUUCCGAAUGACAGAAAUGCUCAAGGGCGGAUCCCCAGUCAUCUACAACCCCGAGAAGAUGGCGCGGUACGGCCUGCUGCCCAAGUACGACAAUGAUGAGAGCCGAAUUCAAUGGAUUGAGGUGCCGGACUGCUUCUGCUUUCACCUGUGGAAUGCGUGGGAGGAGGGCGACGAGGUGGUGGUUCUGGGCUCGUGCAUGACGCCGGCCGAUUCCAUCUUCAACGAGUCUGAUCAGCCGCUGCGCAGCCUGCUCUCGGAAAUUCGCCUCAACACCACGACGGGCAAAUCGACGCGCAGAGUUCUGGCCGAGACCAAUCUGGAGGCAGGCCAGCUCAAUCGCUCGUACGUCGGCCAGCAGAACAGAUUCUUGUACCUGGCGAUCGCCGAGCCCUGGCCCAAGAUUUCGGGCAUUGCGCGCGUCGAUCUGCAGGCAGAGGAAGGCGUUCGCGUGACCAAGCACCUCUACGAGGACGGCUGCUACGGGGCCGAGCCGGUGUUCGUGCCGCGCACCUCCGACCCCAAUGCGCCGGAGGACGACGGCUACGUGCUGACUUUCAAGCACAACGAGAAAACCGGUCGAUCCGAGCUUCUGGUGCUGGACGCCAGCUCGCCAUCGCUGGACCUGCUGGCCACCGUGAAAUUGCCCUCCAGAGUCCCCUACGGAUUCCACGGGACCUUCGUGAGCGAGGCCGAUCUGGCCAAGCAGUCCCUGGAGUGACGAUGCGCCGGAGCCUCGGGCGCCAUCACGCAAUAACGACCACGGCGCAUGCUGCCGUGGGUGUGGAAUACAUCUUGUAGAUUAUCGCCUGCGCCAUUUUUCACCAAAUUGGGGGAAUGCCCAAUCGCAAUAACUGCAGCCAUUCGCACAGUAGACAGAAUAACAUUUCCUCUACAUUAGAGCUUAGCAAUUUGUACUAUAGAAUUCCGGAACUGAACACACAAUGACUCAACCCAGUCAUAAAAUCAGGCGGUGUACUUUGAAAAUUAUAGUACCUACACAGCACUCCCGCAAUCUGUCAGUCAGAAGGGGGAAGUGAAUAUUUUUUGACUCCAAGAAGGGCGCCUCAUUCUCUUUCUCCUGGGAGCUCAGAAACACUAUACUCCAUAUUUUUUUUGUAGCAUAGGUCACAUAUGUAAAGAUUUAGAGCACCUCGGUGAGCUUGAGCUUAUCCGGCCUUAGAUGUACAUAACAGACGUUUCUCAUCGAUCUUCAAUGUAAAGAUCCUUUCAAUCCAUAAAAUCCUCUCGAUGCCCC
This is a messenger RNA of Marchantia polymorpha subsp. ruderalis, 3020 nucleotides long. The record is from the annotation of a GenBank genome assembly. NCBI's taxonomy places the organism in Eukaryota, Viridiplantae, Streptophyta, Marchantiopsida, Marchantiales, Marchantiaceae.